UCACCCAGGCUGGCAGAGGGCUGAGCAGGGGUGGCGGCCAGGACCCUGGCCAGCGUACAAGUAAAAACUGGCACGCAUGCUGCAGGUUGCUGACCCCUGACCCAGACCAUCCUUUUGUAUAUCACAGGCCACCAGCACCUUCACAUCAGCUUCAAUAACUAGGAUGGUCAGGUGUCUGGUUUUCGACCAGAAAGUCUACUGACUGGACAUCCAAGGUCUGGUUACUGCGGGCACGGGAGGCAGGAAGGCGCUGAAUUAUCACCUGUGCCAGCCCCUACUCAGCCAAGGCUGCCUCCAACUCAGUCCAGUGGCUGCAGCUCCUUGUUCUGGCUCUGCAGGUGAGUCCCUCCCAACCCCCACAGGAAUGGGGGGGGAGAGAAAAAGCAGUGAGCAAGGGAGGAAGGGGAAAAGAGGAGCAAAAGGGUGGCAGGUCCUCAGAGGGAAAAGGCAGGGCAGAGGAGGUUCUAGCACUCCUACUGGAAUGUCCAGUUUUUAAAUAUUACAAAGUUGACACCCUACAUAACUGAAACGAGCCCAGAGUCAAGGAGGCUAGACUGUUAUGUGCCACAGGCAGACAAGAGGAGGGGUUUAGGAGCAGCAGUGCUGGAGGCAUGAUUAAAUGAGAUACACCUAGAUGAUCCAGGCAUGCGAUGGGGCAGUGUAUCCAUCCCAUGUCAUCCUGGCCCCACACCACCAGCCAGGCUUUAUGUCUCCGCCUGGUACUGGCCCAACAAAUAACUCCCUGUGGGUGGUUCUCCCUUCCAGCUUCUGCCAUGCUGGCACUCCUCCCUGCACUGCCCUGCCUGCUGCUGCUCCUCUCCCUGCUAGGCCCUGGCUCUGCCUCCGAUGAUGGCACUGUGGUGCUCACCAGCAGUGGUCCCGUCCGGGGCAAGCACCUCUUAGUCGGCUCCAGCACAGUCACCGCCUUCCUGGGCAUCCCCUACGCCAAGCCCCCCAUGGGGCCCUUGCGCUUCAAGAAGCCAGUUCCCCACAAGCCUUGGAGACACGUUCUUGAGGCCACCAGCUAUGGCAACUCCUGCCCGCAGCAAGUGUUUUCUGGUUACCCUGGCAGUGCCAUGUGGCUGCCUACUACACCGCUGUCAGAGGACUGCCUCUUCCUGAACCUCUGGGUACCCCAGCCCCAGCCCCCCGCUCUGGUCCCCAUCCUCGUCUGGAUCCACAGCGGGGGAUUCUUCCUCGGCACAGCCUCCCUUGACAUCUAUGAUGGGCGCUUCUUAGCCGCUGCUGAGAGCGUCAUUGUGGCCUCCAUGAACUACCGGCUGGGGGCGCUGGGCUUCCUCUCGCUGCCACCAGCCGCCCCAGGAAAUGCCGGCCUGUGGGACCAGCGCCUGGCACUGCGCUGGCUUCAGAAUAAUGCAGCUGCUUUUGGUGGGGACCCAGCACAGAUAAUGCUAUUUGGCCAGAGCACUGGUGGUGCAUCGGUUGCCUUCCACCUCCUCUCACCAGGGAGCCGGCACCUCUUUGCCCGGGCUGCGCUGCAGAGCGGAGUUGCCAAUGCACCUUGGGCUUCGCUGAGCGCAAAGGAGGCCAGGGAGAGAGCCCGGGCACUCGGACGACUGAUGGGCUGUGGCAAGGGCAGUGAUGGUGCUGUAGUAGACUGUCUGAAGAGGAAAGAUUCAGAGGAUUUUGUCCAACAUGAUUUCACCAUCACAAGGAACAAGAGGCUGGUUGAUUUCCCCUUCUUGCCCACGGUGGAUGGGGAUUUCCUCUCUGAUGAGCCACGGCGGCUGCUGGAGGCCGGGCACAUCCACACCAAACCCAUCCUCACCGGCAUCACUGCCAAUGAAGGCUCCAUGUUCCUGAUGUUCGGCGCUCCCGGAUUCAGCUUGGAGAAUGACAGCCUAAUCAGCUGGGAGGAGCUGGUGGAGGGGGUAAGGUUCAUGGUGCCAGGAUUGCCAAAUGUCUCCAUCCAGGCAGCAGCGCUGAGGUACAGCCAAGAGGGGAAGGGGCGUGGCCUGGCACAGCACCGCUGGGCCAUGAACCAAGCUGCCAGCGACUAUCUUUUCUUGUGUCCCAUGACUGAGUUGGCUGGGCAGCUGGCGAAGGCUGGGAUCCCCGCGUAUGUCUACUUCUUUGCACACCGCUCUUCUGGCUCGCUCUGGCCCCACUGGAUGGGGGCGGUGCACACCACCGAGCUACUCUACCUCUUCGGGACCCUGGCAUCCGAGGGGGGAGCCAACCACACACACACGGAGGCCGAGGCGGCAUUAAGCCGUAGGGUGAUGCGGUACUGGGCAGAGUUUGCCAGGAGUGGGAGUCCCACAGGGACAGGCAGGAGCAAGGGGCACUGGCCCCUCUACAACAACACAGAGAAGAACUUCUUCCACAUCAGCAAGAAUGAGUCUCAGGUCAAAGGGCCAUUGCCCACGCGGCACUGCAGCUUCUGGGCACGUCUUGAGAGGAUCUCCGGACCCAAGGGUAAGCGAUGGUGUAGGGAAGGGGAAAGGCAUCAGUUUCACUCACUCCACCAGGGCAGAAGGAACCCUGAGCUGCCUGGUGAGGAGCUCUGAGGGCCAGGAGGGAUGGGACUGGCAGGCCAUAAAGACAAUGAAGAGUUGGGGAAGAAUAAAAUGCAGUCACUUCUUGGGGACGGGGGGCGGGGGGCGGGUAUAGCAGCU
Messenger RNA from Chelonoidis abingdonii (Abingdon island giant tortoise), 2639 nucleotides. RefSeq names its product cholinesterase-like. Gene Ontology annotation, biological process: acetylcholine catabolic process; choline metabolic process. The record is from RefSeq and is a predicted model, not a curated record. Gene Ontology annotation, cellular component: plasma membrane. NCBI's taxonomy places the organism in Eukaryota, Metazoa, Chordata, Testudines, Testudinidae. Gene Ontology annotation, molecular function: acetylcholinesterase activity.